ACAUUUUAUGCAAGGAAUAUAUAUAUACGUAACUAGCCUAGUUAUACUGAUACUGCACAAUAUCUGCGGUUGGAGUGACCCUAAACUACCCAACGAAACAUUGUUUUAUCUCAACAGAGUACGUUCACCCAUUAUAGUUGUAGAACAACGUGGGGAAUGGGCCCAAAGGGGAUUGUAACCACCAUUUCUCGGCAUUCAUGGAAGAUAAGGAUGAUGGCCACUCUGACACGAACUAUUUGGGAUUGUCAGAGAGGCAUUUUAGUCGUUGGUCAACAUGAAGGAGGUGCCAACGGUAACCUUGGAGACCCCCAAGAAAAGCAUCGGGGGCCAUGUCAAGAGCUUCUUCCAAAACAUCACCGUGGAACCUGCCUACCUGAUAUUUGCCAUCUCCCAAGGGCUGUACAUGAUUGUGGCAUCGGAGUUGUACAUCACCAAGGUAUGCAAGGUCAAUCUAGCCUUUUCAGAGGACGUUUGUGACAACAUCCAGCAACACAAAGAGGAACAAGUUCAAGUCCAGAAAUACGUCUCCACUCUGAAGAUCUACAACAGCAUCUUGCAAGCAUUUCCUUCCGUGUUGUUUGCUUUAUUUGCUGGACCAUGGUCGGACACCCAUGGGCGCAAGUUCCUCAUCAUGGCCUCAAUGUUUGGUUUCGUCUUUAACAAUGGAGUCUUCAUGAUCAACGCCUACUUCUUCUAUCAACUGAAAGCGGAAUAUCUCUUAUUCGAGUGUCUCCAAGAUUGCACGGGCGGAUUCGUGGUGUUUUUCAUGUCCGUCAAUGCUUAUUUGGCUGAUGUGACAAGUCCAGAGACCAGAACCAAGCGCGUGGCCUUCAUGUCUGGGCUUUGGCCCGUGGGUUUCAAUAUCGGCAAGGCUUUGAGCGGCGUCAUCAAGACCAAAUUGGGAUUCAUGUUCAAUUUUGGGAUUGGUAUGGCCUUAUCCAUAUUGGCCAUGCUCUACAUCUUGAUCUUUCUGAAGGACAGUAUUGCUAUUAGAGAGCGAAGGCUUUCCAAACGAUCUCGCUUGGCCAUGGGACCUGACGCCAUCGAGGUGGACGUGGAGACCCGAGUCAAGAUCACCAAGAAACAGAUGUUUACCAGUCUAUUUGACAUCAAUAACGUCAAGAGAGGAUUCAGAGCCCUCACGAAGAAGCGAAAGGGCAACCUCAGGACGAUCGUGAUCCUGAUGGUCUUUUGCUUUGAGAUGGAAAUGUUCAUCAAUGUGGGCGAAUGGUCCAAUACGUAUCUGUUUCUGCGGCGACAACUCGAAUUCACCAUGGUUGAUUACACACGGUUCUCAGUGAUAGUUGGAAUCAUCGGGAUCUCGGCUCAGUAUAUCACCAUUCCACUCUUUACGCAAAAGUUCAAAUUCAGGGAUUCCACCAUCGUUCUCAUCGAUAUCGCGGGUUGCUUCAUUCAGACUUUGAUCGUGGCGUUCGCCUCUUCGGAAUGGAUGCUUUACUUGGGAGCUUGUAUCGCUUUCCUGGACGCCACAUCCUUCACCAUGCUUCGAUGUAUGAUAUCAAAGUACGUGGAGCCAGACGAGUUCGGGACUAUCCUGUCCAUCAUUGGAGCCAUACAAUCGUUCAUACCUAUCGCCUCUAGUCCAAUUUUUGGAAUCUUGUACAGGAGUACUGUGGAAUUGUUUCCACAGCUUUAUCUCCUCGUUUUGGCCGCCCUAUUCCUGAUAGAUUGGGGCGUGUUGCUGUACAUUCACGUGGGGUUGAAGAAGCUGUCCGGUGACCAAGAGAUUGAAAUGAAAGAUAUGGAGAAAGAGGGGGUCGUAGAGAAGCUAUUUGUCGAGGAACUGCCCAUGGAAAAAGGCAAAGAUAAAAUACCAUCUCUAUAAUGUUAGAACUUGCUUUGGACCCCGCGAACUGUAACUCAUCACGGUAGGAGAGUACUGUGUUAUGAAGAUUGCAAUGGGUGUUUAAUCACGUUUUUCAUGAUGUAUUGACUAGGUAAUAAAUCACCCUAAAUAACUGAA
Molecule: messenger RNA, 1984 nt
Organism: Tigriopus californicus
Lineage: Eukaryota; Metazoa; Arthropoda; Copepoda; Harpacticoida; Harpacticidae
Product: lysosomal proton-coupled steroid conjugate and bile acid symporter SLC46A3-like
Biological process (GO): transmembrane transport
Cellular component (GO): membrane
Molecular function (GO): transmembrane transporter activity
Source: RefSeq, a predicted model, not a curated record